Molecule: messenger RNA, 576 nt
Organism: Mycena indigotica
Lineage: Eukaryota; Fungi; Basidiomycota; Agaricomycetes; Agaricales; Mycenaceae
Product: AP complex subunit sigma
Exons: 5
Coding region: 1-576 (191 amino acids)
Biological process (GO): protein transport; clathrin-dependent endocytosis
Cellular component (GO): intracellular membrane-bounded organelle; AP-2 adaptor complex
Molecular function (GO): clathrin-cargo adaptor activity
Source: RefSeq, a predicted model, not a curated record
AUGAUCCGCUUCAUCCUCGUCCAGAACCGGCAGGGCAAGACGCGGCUGUCGAAAUGGUAUGUGCCGUAUGACGACGACGAGAAGGUGCGCUUCGACCACACGGUCAGCGACAGGCGCGGACUAAUGCAGGGCGGGAAUGGGUGUGCAGAAGUACCAGAGCAACUUUGUCGAGGUGCGUGGCUUGCCUUCCUUCCUGCCACUUCCCCACUCUGCUCCGUCCCUCCGCUUGUCUUUCCCGUCUAUCCCUCGCCCGCCUCUGCCCAUGGCUCAUGUCUCACCGCCCGUCAGUUCCGGAACUACAAAAUCGUGUACCGGCGGUACGCGGGGCUCUUCUUCUGCGUCUGCGUCGACGCGAACGACAACGAGCUCGCGCACCUCGAGGCGAUCCACUUCUUCGUCGAGGUCCUCGGCCCGGCGACAGACACGUUCUUCGAUAACGUGUGCGAGCUGGAUCUCGUGUUCAACUUCUACAAGGUGUAUGCGAUACUGGACGAGGUAUUCCUCGCGGGGGAGAUCGAGGAGACGAGCAAGGACGUCGUGUUGGCGCGGCUGGAGGCGCUGGAGAAGCUCGAGUAG